Lates calcarifer (barramundi perch) is the source of this 1981-nucleotide messenger RNA. Its product is annotated as 5-hydroxytryptamine receptor 3A. The record is from RefSeq and is a predicted model, not a curated record. The transcript is spliced from 9 exons. Lineage: Eukaryota; Metazoa; Chordata; Actinopteri; Centropomidae. Gene Ontology annotation, cellular component: membrane; synapse; neuron projection. Gene Ontology annotation, molecular function: transmembrane signaling receptor activity; neurotransmitter receptor activity; extracellular ligand-gated monoatomic ion channel activity. Gene Ontology annotation, biological process: regulation of membrane potential; nervous system process; signal transduction. Bases 65 to 1348 code for a protein of 427 amino acids.
CACAGCUGUCAGUCAGUCCUCACUUAUCAGUCAUACGCGAGAUCUAAUAGUCAAUCCUGCAGUGAUGCUUUCAGGAACAUUAAGAUUUCUUACCCACAGCCUGGUGAAGGCUGUUCUCUUACUGGAUUUACUAACAGUUGGAUGUGGAUAUGUUGCAACCACCUGCACAAGUCGCAGAUGUCUGGCUGAAAUGUUAAUAAAGAAAGAAUAUCAAUCUCAACCACAGUAUGAAAACUGCACCCAAAUGAUAAAGGUGCCUUUCAUUGAGUACCAAACUCUGGCUGUCGACACAAAGAAUCUCCGGCUAAUUAGUCGUCUUCAAGCAAUGAUAGUGUGGAGAGAUCCUGAGUUGGGAUGGAACACAUCCAUUUACGAGUACAAUGAAGUGGUCCUGCCAGUGGAUAAAGUCUGGACCCCAGAGAUACAUGUCACAAAUGGAAUAAUGACGACGAUGAAGCAUGGUUCCCGUGAUCUGCUGGUGACCAGCAAUGGCACCGUGAUGCACUCUGUGAUCAUAAAUGCUGAGGUGAACUGUGAAGUCAAUCUGUUCAACUAUCCCUUCGCUGCUGAUGAAUGUCCUGUCGCAAUCCAAACUUGGACGCAUGAUGGAUGUGGUACAGAGUUGGAAUUUGGUGAAUUGAAGAUGGUUGAUGGUACCCACGGAGAUUGGCAAACUGACAGCGUGGCUCUCCAGAAAAAGAGAGAUGACCGCAAUUACAUCAUGGUGGGGCUGAGCAUCAAAUUUACCAACCCCUUCAUUACAUUAAUGCUGCCCAGUAUUCUGAUCAUCUUGGCUGACGCGGUCAGCUUCUCCCUGCCGCUGGGAGGUGGUGAGCGCAACUCUUUCAAGGUCACUCUGGUGCUCAGUUUCACCAUGUUCCUCAUCAUCCUCAAUGACCAGCUCCCCGGGGACAGCCAGUGCAGCCCCAUCAUCCGAAUCCACUUCUGCAUUUGUCUGGUGCUCUUGGUGUUGAGCAUGCUGGUCUCUCUGGUGCUGACACGGGUGGCCAAAGAUGGCCUCAAUUUCUGCUGCUGCUCCAAAAUGCCCUCCCCGAAAAAGGCAGGAAACAAGGAAGACAAAGAGGAUGAAGAAGCCAAACCUGAUAUCAGUGUCGUUCAGCUGAAUGGUCCAGAGGAGGACAGACAAAUGCUCAGAAAAGUGGUAAAGUUCCUGGAAGCUUUUGACACCAAGGAACAAGAAAGUGAUAAAAAUCAGAAACUUGCCGACACAAUGGACAAGAUCUUCUUCUGGAUAUAUUUCAUUUCUGCGACACUGUACUUUUGUGCCAUGAUUUAUGUGAUGGUAAGGCGUACUUGUUCAGUCAACCAUUUUGAUUUCUGGUACUAAGAUAACUGUUUGUUGUCAUGUGUCAAAAAAACAACAUACAGCUAAACUAAGCUGCACAAAAAGACAACUUUAACAUACCUAUGCAGGUCUCAUAAAUUCAAUAAUCAACAGGCAAAUGCAUAGAUUCAGUGCACAUUUACUCUAUUAUAGUGUAUUUAACCUCACAUUCAGUUUGUCAAAUAUUUUGAUAACAAUUUGUACAUUUUUAUAUGAAUCACAUGAUUUAUACAGCACAUGAAAGUAUUAUAUAAAAGUGGGACAUUUGCACGCACAGCAAAACUGUUCCUUCAGUAAAUAUAUUAAAUGCAGGAAAAGACAAAUGGAGCCAAGUGUGACACUCAUGUUCCUUUGUCUCCACCUAGUGGUUGAAUCAUUCAUUGCAGUCAGCCUGGUGCCCUACUGCACUCUUUUUGCCUUCACCUGAUCAGUUCCCACACAGAUAGCUGAUGAAAUUUUAACUAGCAGGACUUCAGCUUGAGUUUAAUAUUUCACAACUCUAUUUAUGCCCACCUCAAAAACAAAACUACUGCAGCUAAUCACAAUAACACAAUUGAAAAUAAAUAUAAGCUAUUAUUCGUAAACUAAUAGCAGGAGAGUUAUAGUUGAAUUAGAACACUCUAUCAUUUGAAACCA